AUGGAGACGCCUGGCCAGAUCUUUGCCCAGGACGACAAAUUCUGGGACAACUACUCAAGAGGCCGACCUCAAGUCCCAGACUCCUUCUGGGAUCGUGUUUUUGACUACCACCAGAUCAAAGGCGGCGUUUUCGGCACCGUCCACGAUGUUGGCGCUGGCAACGGGCCCUACGCCCAGCGACUACGCUCUCGCUUCGCCAACGUCAUAGUAUCGGACAUUGUGGCCGAGAAUGUUACUCUAGCGCGCGACCGACUCAAGGGCCAGGAGGGAUUCAGCUUCCGCACCGCUGCGCUGGAGGAAGCCGACGACAUCCCAGAAGGCAGCGUGGACAUGAUUUUCGCCACAAAUGUAAUGCAUUUUGCAGAGCCACAGAGAGAGGCUAUGGCAAUCAUUGCGCGCCAGCUGCGUUCCGGUGGCACAUUUGCGGCAUCACUCUUUGGUCCAGCACGUUUUUAUGAUGCAAGGCUGCAGAAUCUGUGGGAACGACUUAGUCAUCAAGGUGGUAGGGAGUUGCUCAAAGUGUCUGAUAAUCCAGACCAGAUCAUCAAGGUCAUGGCGCGCACACAAGAUCUCUACAAUGUCGCCCCCCUUGAUCGAGCGCUCUUUGGCGACAACAUCCGGAUACAUGUAAACAUGGAGCACGGAGGCAUUCAAGGCAUGUUGCCCCCGGAAUUUGCACACAAAAACACUGAACCGGACUACAGCGUGGGUGACAAUGAGAUAAAUGAACAUAUGAAUGGAUGGGCAUUCAAGACGGACUUGGCAGGUGUCAAAGAACACUUUGGAUCAUUCCCGUUUAUUUCACGGUUUCCUGGCGCUUUCACGGACCUGUACAAGGAGUUGGACGAGCUGCUCGCUGACGGGAAGACUGUUGAAGGCUAUUUCCCCGUCACGAUAAUUUUGGCGACAAGAAAGUAG
Molecule: messenger RNA, 918 nt
Organism: Talaromyces atroroseus
Lineage: Eukaryota; Fungi; Ascomycota; Eurotiomycetes; Eurotiales; Trichocomaceae
Exons: 1
Coding region: 1-918 (305 amino acids)
Molecular function (GO): S-adenosylmethionine-dependent methyltransferase activity
Source: RefSeq, a predicted model, not a curated record